Arvicanthis niloticus (Nile rat) is the source of this 545-nucleotide messenger RNA. RefSeq names its product LSM6 homolog, U6 small nuclear RNA and mRNA degradation associated (gene Lsm6). NCBI's taxonomy places the organism in Eukaryota, Metazoa, Chordata, Mammalia, Rodentia, Muridae. The record is from RefSeq and is a predicted model, not a curated record. Gene Ontology annotation, cellular component: nucleolus; sno(s)RNA-containing ribonucleoprotein complex; P-body. Gene Ontology annotation, molecular function: RNA binding. Gene Ontology annotation, biological process: mRNA splicing, via spliceosome; maturation of SSU-rRNA.
UCGGCGCGCGCGUCCACGGAUGCCCGUCCUGGGAGGGCUCCGGAUCUGUCUGCAAGAUGAGCCUGGGGCCAUGGCAGGUGAGAUGGUGAUGAGUUACUCAAGCUGCACAGCUAAUUAAGUAGCUGAGGAGAUUAGAACUCAGGUUUCCUGCCUCCCAAGAUUGUUAAAAAAUGAGUCUGCGGAAGCAAACCCCUAGUGACUUCUUAAAGCAGAUCAUCGGGCGGCCAGUUGUGGUGAAAUUAAAUUCUGGCGUGGAUUAUCGAGGGGUCCUGGCCUGCCUGGAUGGCUACAUGAAUAUAGCACUGGAACAGACAGAGGAGUAUGUAAACGGACAGCUGAAGAAUAAGUAUGGAGAUGCGUUCAUCCGAGGAAACAAUGUGCUAUACAUAAGUACACAGAAGAGGCGGAUGUGAAGACACCAGGAGGCACUGCUCUUCAGAGAUGGGUGGAUGGAUGGAGUCCUUUUUGGUUCUCUUACGAUUUUAGUGGUGGUCUGUGGGUUUUGUUUUUUUUUUUUUUUUUAGUCAUAUUCUUUAUUAUUUCUG